UGCGCAGACGUCUCCUGGAGACUGCGCAGCACCGCAUCCGAGUCAGAGGCCACGAUGCAGAGCCUUGUCGGGGACGCUGUGGCAGGGAAGUGCGGCAGACAGCAGUGAGGGCCCUCGUAUGAAUCGAUCCCUCUCAGCAGUACCAGCUCUGAUCCAGGCUCCGGCGGUGCAGCGGGCCACUCGUGCAGCUCCAGCGUGCGCAGAUGCGGGAUGAAGGCGGCAAACGCGUGCAACAAGCCCCAGUCCAACCGCAGCGACACACGGAGCGUGUGCAGACGGGGCAUCAGCCACGCCACAGGAUCCGACACACACUGCUCGAAGAACACCGUGGGAUCGAAGAACGGGAUGACAAGCGCCUCAAGAAUAGUCCGGUCGAGCACCUGCACCCACCGGUGCCCGCCGGCCCCACGCACGUACUCCGGCGUCCCCCCGAUCGCACACGCCAUGCUCUCCACACGCACGCUCCCCGCGAGCCCCUCCGCCUCGCCAUCGCUCAGGCGCAGCUCGCACCCCGUCACGCGCACACUCCCGAGCAGCUCGAACGCCCCGAGCGCGCGCAGCGCGUGCGCGUCGAUGCGCACGUGGAACAGCUCGAGGUGGCGGAUGCGCACGAGCUGCAUGAAGGCCGUGAAGAACGCGCGGUGCACCGGCGCGGGGUCGACCGUCGAUCGAUGGAAGGACGAGAACGCGCAGCGGCGCACGUGCGGGGCGACGCCCGGGUCCGCGCACAUCGCCUCGAAGCGCCGCACGUUGUUCACCACCUCGUGCUGGCCGGCGAACGCGUUGUACACCAUCGUCGUGCCCUUGGUCGAGGCCCGGAACGGGUGGAAGUCGACGGUGUGGAACAGGAGCGGGUGGACGAGGUCAUGGAAGAGCCGCGAUGCCAGGUGCGGGGCCCGCAGUGAGAGACGAUCGACGUGCGAGAAGAUGGCGAUCCAUAGUUCGUUGGGGAAGUGCGCCGUCAGUCUGGUCAUUGGCUGCGUGCUGUGACAUUUUCGGGCGCGUCACGCAAGCCACGGCACGUGCAUUACUUCCACGCCGUAUCAUGGCUGAA
Molecule: messenger RNA, 1054 nt
Organism: Mycena citricolor
Lineage: Eukaryota; Fungi; Basidiomycota; Agaricomycetes; Agaricales; Mycenaceae
Source: the annotation of a GenBank genome assembly